ACUUGGAAAACACGCAAAUACCGACUUCCAGUGACCCUAUAUUUAUAAAUAGGAGAUUUAAGUGUAUUAAAUAGCUUUAUAUAAAGGUGUAUCUUCAAUUUUAGCAUUGAGCCCUAAGAAACUGUGCGCAGGAAUACUUACUAUUUGAUGCGCUGUAUCUGUCGCAGCAGUGUCGUCAGUGCAGAGUGGACACACUGACCGCUAAAGCAUCUUUAAGGACUCCAUUCUGGGUUACCAGCAGAGUCAUGAACCGCAUCUGCAUCCCAGCAAAUGAUUUUAAACCCUAAAACAUCAUGAAAAUGAAUACGGACCGCUUCAGCCUCACUGUUGACGAGUAUUUAGCUGAAACGAAUGUCGUCUUUUAUCUCAAUGAUGCAGUCACACAGCUACUUGAACAUAAAGAGGAAUACAGUCAAUUUGGUGUGGUCCGAUAUUUUGCAGAAUAUUUUACUAGUGUGAAGAAUGGGAAUCAUGUACUCUUCAGGGAAUUCAGUUACAUCAAAGCAACACCUCAUAACAGAGAGACCUUCAUCCAUAUCUUCUGGAAAUGCUUCAGACAGAUUGGAAAGAAUGGGGAUCUGUUGGCAAUGUCAGAAUACAGCUCACUUUUACAGCUGUUAUGUCCUGACUUUCCCACUGAGAUGGUACAAAACACAGCCAGGAUUGUCCUGACAGACGAUGCCACUGACUGUCUAAUGUCAUUCUCAGAUUUUAUUUAUUCAUUCCAAAUCCAGUUCUAUUAUGAAGAGUUUGUGGAGAGUGUGUCCAUGAUUUACGAAGACCUGCUGUCGGGGAAGAGCCCAAACACUGUCAUAGUCCCGACCUCCACCUCGGUGGAGCAGUUAUCCAGCGCAGCCAAUGAGGAGCCGGACGCUCAAGAAGGCGUAGACUCCUCCAUCUUUUGUGAAUGUAUAGAGGGACUUUGUGAGAGGUUCAAACACAAGUUUCCCUCCAUUGUUGCUAUUAAGGAGAUAUUAGAGAGCAGUCAGCGAGUGUCUUUCUAUGGCUUCCUGAUGGCCUUGGCCAAACAUGAGGGAGUAAACCAAGACAUCAAUGCUCUUCCCAAUAAAUCGGACCUGCUGAUUGAUCCAGAGAUGGACCAGGAGCUGGAGAGACUCAUAGCUCAAGUCGCCAUCAGCCCGACGUCCAACAACAGCAGCAGCAGCGCUGCGGGACAGAAGGAGACGUCCAAAAAGGCCUCGCCACGCAAGUCCCUGCAUCAACGCAAGAGGAUCGAAAUGGAGAGUGACGGUUCCACGGAGGAGACAGAUUCCUCUGAGAAUUAACACGCACAGACCUGCUUGCUAGCAUCUUUAAGAUUUUUUAGAAAGCAGUUAUGUUGGUUCACUAAUUUGAUUAGACAAGUGACGUUCCAACAGUGCUGAUGCAUCUCUCUGCCUGUCUGUGUUCACUAUUUAGAUUUCCAGUUCUAUGGGCUACACUGGAACCCACUUACUUCCAUUUCUGAAGCCAAAAAAUAAACAAAUUAGCCAUCCA
Molecule: messenger RNA, 1497 nt
Organism: Ctenopharyngodon idella (grass carp)
Lineage: Eukaryota; Metazoa; Chordata; Actinopteri; Cypriniformes; Xenocyprididae
Gene: cstpp1
Product: centriolar satellite-associated tubulin polyglutamylase complex regulator 1
Exons: 9
Coding region: 294-1286 (330 amino acids)
Source: RefSeq, a predicted model, not a curated record